This is a messenger RNA of Drosophila rhopaloa, 1815 nucleotides long. RefSeq lists its product as uncharacterized. Gene Ontology annotation, molecular function: beta-tubulin binding. Gene Ontology annotation, cellular component: microtubule cytoskeleton; cytosol. The coding region runs from base 1101 to 1550 and encodes 149 amino acids. Lineage: Eukaryota; Metazoa; Arthropoda; Insecta; Diptera; Drosophilidae. Gene Ontology annotation, biological process: post-chaperonin tubulin folding pathway; tubulin complex assembly. The transcript has a single exon. The record is from RefSeq and is a predicted model, not a curated record.
UUUAGUAUGUACAAACGCUUUCAACUCAAAUAUAACGAUAAACGAAAACCAAACGUAGUUAACACUUUUGCGAACGAUAUUUACACCAAGUCCAGCUUCAUCCAUCAAUAGCAUAGCCUGCCGAUGUUGUUGUUGUUAUUCGAUUUGUUGUUGUUGUUGUUGUAGUAGUAGUUGUUGUUGAAGUUAAAGUUGUGAUCGAGUAUAACAAAUUUCAUAUAACAGAUAAUGCAUGAGUGUCAAAAGUAUAGCAUUAGAGUAGAGACAGAGAUGGACACACAUCAAUAGGCAGAAAGAGAGGCAGUGAGUACACAAAAAAAAAACAUAAAAAAAGAAAGAGAGAGAUAGAGAGUUGUACAAGUGUUUGAGGAGUUUUUCGAUGGGGUUAAAAAUUAAAUUAAAAUAAAAUAUUAUUGUGGUGCUCUCUUAAUAUUUGCUUUAUUACACACCAGAGAACUCCAUAAGUAGUUAGAUAUAUUUAUUGGAAUUAAAACAAUCACACACCAAAGUUUAAUGGAGCAAUGAUAACGAUUGAAUGACAGCGAUAAAGAUAGCUUCUGCUCUAGGCAAUUCCCUUGUGGUUGAAAUUCUCCUUAGGAGCAGGCAAAUUUUCAGGUGAUCUCGGUUAAAUAGACAUGGAAAAGCGACAUUGGCUUUGGGCCAAGUGUAUGACAUGAGCGUUUAUUGAACGCAAAAUGUGCGAACCGCUUACCAGUACCUAGGAUGAACACAUUUUCACAAAAACACAUUUUUAAGACUCUGGAAAUUCACUUUUUAAAAAAAACAUAAACAUAAAAUAAACCAAAUAAACUAUUUCCUUUGUAAAUGUUCCUUAACAAAUUUAACUUGAAAUAUAAAUAUAAUAUAGUAGAAAAAGAGAGCUUCUGCUUGGGCGCCACUUCUUUUGGAAGACAAACAUAUCUACCACUUCUUCCAGUAUAUAUUUUGUUUCUAACUUUGAAAUCAUAGAAGAUCAGAAGGCUUUGUGCCUUUGGUUGAAUCACAACAUUGCUUGUCUCACUCACUUCUGCUCACUCAUUAGUCCGAGCUUUAUAUAUUAUAUAAUAUAUUUUUUGUAUAGUCGAGUUCGGUCACUAAGAGCCAUGUACAGUCCCCACAUCGCCCUUCUAUCGACCGUGCAGGCCAACGACUCCCGUCACCGGGCCAAGCUCCGUUUCCAGCGCCGUCCCACGGAUACCACCUUCACGGAUCCGCGUGUGGAGCAAAUGAUCGUCUACCGGGCCCUGCUGGAGCACCUGCUGCAGCAGAAGGCCCACUUUGACCAUGAACGGGAGCUGGAGCUGCAACGCCUCGAACGCUUUCGCUGCGAGGGAGCCACCGAGCGGCGACUGCAGGUGCAGGAGCAGGUGGUCAAGAAGGUUCAGGCCAUGAUGCCGGGCAUCGUGUUCAAAAUGCGCAACGAGGUGGACAAGCUAAAGCGCUUCUUUGACGGCGACAAGGAGCAGGAGAUUCGCCAGCUGGACACCGCACUCUACGACCAUUGUCGCGAUCUCCUCAAGAACUGCCAGCUUCUCCUGGACAAUCUACAUUGAUUCGUCAAAUUAAAUGUUACCGUUCCCAUUAUCGUUCAGCAUGUCAAAUUAAUUUGUGCCAAAAAAAUACAUAACACGAAACCAGCCCUCAUUACACUCAAAUAAAACAGUCACUAUUAAAAAACAUUAAAAAAACAUAUUUUCUAUACCUAAAAAUAUCCUAAAUAUUCUCUUUCUUUUGUGUGAAUUUCCAAAGUUUAGGAAUGUAGUUUUUAAAUGCAUCCAUUUGAUUUUGAAGAUCAAGUUAUAUAUACAAAGGCCCAAG